UCAGUGACCGCUUGCUGUGCUCGCUGUAGUGUCUGCAUUACUGGCCAGGCACAGCGCCGCACUGGGCACAGAGAGGAACUUGGCAGACACUUCUUCCUUUAUUUUGGAGAUUUCCCCCACCCUCAAUACUAAAAAGAAACUUCCUGGUCUUGGAUUAAACUUCUGGCCGAGCCCUGGGGUGAGGAGUCUGCGAAUGCCACCAGUUCCAGAGUACAUUUCCUGGAUUGUUCAGUGACUGUGCGUUAAGCAGUUCUGCAAUGAGGUCACUGCUCACAGCUUGUGAUGUCAAACCGUGACGAUGGAAUCCGAAACCAAUAGAAAUCAGUCCUACAUUAAUUUGAUUAGGACAAGCCGGGAAUUGCUGGUUGAAAAGAUCAAGAACACCCAGUGUUUGCUUCAUAACUUGAUUAAAAAUGGAGUAUUUUCAACGGAAGAUGAAGAAAUUGUGCUACAAUUUCGCACAAGAGCAGAUAUGGUUCGUCAGAUUCUGGAUUUGGUGGAAAGUAAAGGAGAAGAAGCUUCAGAAUAUUUGAUCAGCGUCAUCCAGCGAAUACCGGAGGCAUAUUAUCCUCUGCAGCCGUGGCUGAAAGAUAUAGGCUUUCAAGCUUCAGAUAAAAUACAAAAUGUACAGGUUAUCAACACAGACCCAGUUACAAGCUACAGCAAGAAGCUCAAACAGGAGUUGCGUAGAGAUUGCAAGAUCAUCAUGUCUUACAGCCAGAAGGAAGAGAUGAUGCUCCAGGAAACCUAUGUUAAUGGAGUUAUGGAGCUCCUAAAUAUCUCACAGGAAACCAUCGGAAAUGUGGUAGACCUUACUCGUCUCUUUGACGACAAUGGUGUGAUCAACGAAGAAGGAGAGACUAUCUUCAUUUUUGGUGAUGCCGGCAUGGGGAAGUCCCUCUUGUUACAAAAAAUUCAAAACAUGUGGGCUAAAGAAGAAUCCUACACUGAUAUUAAAUUCUUGUUUAGGUUUAGAUGUCGUAUAUUUAGCUUUUUUAAAGCAAAUGUCAGUAUAUCUCUGAAGGACCUCCUCUUCAGAUAUAACUGCAACCCGGAUCAUGAACCUGAAGAUGUAUAUGAGUACAUACUUAAUUUUCCAGAGACAGUGUUGUUCACCUUUGAUGGCUUUGAUGAGAUACGUUCUGAUUUUGAUAUAAAUAGUAUUCCUGAAGUUCCUUCUCCCAGUGACCCUGCCCAUCCUGUUGCCUUGCUCACCCACCUCCUCAGUGGGAGGUUACUGAAAGGAUCUAAGAAAAUUUUGACGGGAAGAACUGGAUGUCAAGUCCCGGGAAAUAUGAUCCGCAAGAAAAUCAUGUUAAAAGGUUUUUCUACAAGUAACUUGCUGGAAUAUGCUAAUUUAUUCUUCAAAGAACCUGAUAUUAAAAAACAUGUGUUUACGCACCUCAAUGCAAAUCACAACUUCAGCAGCUUGUGUACAAUACCCUUGUUUUGCUGGAUUAUAUUUAAGUCCUAUGCACAUUUUUAUUCUAUGAACGACAGCCACUGUUUUUCAAAAUCCAUCUCUCUAUCCAUCAGCUCUGUCACUCUAACAGACAUCUUUCUAGUUCUGGUCGAAGUUUACCUUUCCCUGAUGAGUAGAGAGACCAACAGAAGCCAAGUGGAGACAUACAAGAGCUGCAGAGAUACUUUGUUGUCAGUUGGAAGACUUGCCUACAAUGGAAUAGAACAGUCGAUGUUUGUUUUUGAACAGGAGACCGUAACAUCUCUAAAAGUACCAGAAAGAGACCUCAAGUUAGGUUUCCUUAGAACAGUCGAAGAAUGUGGUGAACUUGGUGAUGAUUCCUCUUACGAAUUCUUUCAUGUAACACUGCAGUCUUUCUUUACAGCACUUUUUCUUGUAAUAGAUGACCAAACGGGUACUACGGAACUCCUGAAAUAUUUUUCCGAGUGCACCCACUCGAAGGACAUGGAACAUAACCACUCGCUUUUGUCUUGUGUAUGUUCAAAAAAAGCCAACCAGGGGGAUCCGUUCAAAAAUAACGACCACCUUCAGUUCAUCAAUCUUUUCCUUUGUGGUUUGCUGUCAAAACCAAAGCAAGGACUUCUAGCAAAUUUGGUCCCCUCCUCCACUCUGAAACUUAAGAGGAAGGCACUCAAGCAGAAACUUGUCCAGUGUGUGAGAUCUCACUUGAAAAGUCUGCCCCGUUCUUCUUUUAUGGGAUAUAGCCGUGUCCACGCACUUACUCACUUUAUUUGGAUGGCACGGUGUAUAUUAGAGACACAGAGUGAGAAAGUGGGGAAGCUUGCAGCCAAAGGAAUUUGUGCAGACUAUAUUAAGCUUAGUUUCUGUGGUGCUUCUUCCUCUGAUUGUGGAGCCAUCUCCUUUUUAUUGAACCAUUAUAAAGACAAACUUGCUCUGGAGCUGGACAAUAACAAUAUCAAUGAUUAUGGGGUGAGGGAGCUGUCACCCUCCUUUUGCAGGCUUUCUGUGAUAAGGCUCAGUGUUAAUCAGAUUACUGAUGAAGGAGCAAGAGUUUUGUCUGAAGAACUUACUAAACAUAAGAUUGUCACCUUCCUUGGGUUAUACAAGAAUUUAAUAACAGAUUUCGGUGCUAAAUACAUCUCGAGAAUCAUUAUAGAAUGUCCGAAUCUGAAGAAUAUAAAACUAGGUUACAACAAAUUUACAGGUGUGGGAGGUGCCCACCUUGCAGAGGCUAUUGGACAGAGCAGCAGCAUAUGUGACGUUGGGAUGUGGGGAAAUCAGAUUGGAGAUGAAGGAGCUGAGGCAUUUGCGAAGGCAAUGAGGAAUCAUCCCAGCAUGUCCGAGCUAAGUCUUGCGUGUAAUCAAAUUACCUCAAGUGGAGGCAAAAGUAUUGCAGAAGCAUUGCGAGACAAUACAAACCUGAAAAUAUUGUGGUUGACUGAAAACAAAUUAACAGAUGAGGCAGCAGAAAGCUUUGCUGAAAUGCUGAUGGUUAAUAAGACUCUUCGCCAUUUGUGGCUUGUCAAUAACGCCAUUACAAAUGAGGGAGCCAAUCUUUUGUCUAAGGCCAUUGAGCAUAAUACUGUUAUCGAAGAGAUUUGUUUACAAGGCAACCCACUUACCCAAGAUACCGAUCACCCUUUACAAACCAGCAGCCGAAUCUUUUGUCAAUGAGUUCAUGUUGGUUGAAGUUUGACAUAUAGGAAUUUGGAGAAGAGAGACAUCUUGCAUUGUCUGCUGUAUUCAUAAACUCAUCAGUGAUGGGUAACGGCAAGCUCUGAGGACAAUCGUGAGUGCAUAACACUAGCUACAUCCCGAGGACUGGCAUUUCUUCCAAACAGCACAACAGACAGUAAUUCUAAUUAGGCACAUUUUAUAUUAGAAACGACAAAUACCUAUGUGGAAGCCGGUUUGGCAACCUUACAUGAUGUAAAUUUGUGAGAAUACCCUUUUUUGACAAUUGAAGAUGCACAUAGUGGACUUUUUGCUAGCUGUAUAAAUUGUGAAAUCAUUAAACUAUAAAGAUGCAAGCUGUAAAUACUUAAAGGGACAAAACGUGCAGAUUUCAGUAGAAGCAUUUGUAAAUGAGUCUUGUUAUCUGUUAAUGAGAGCACUGGUUCUGCAACUUCCUGGUUUGGUUUCGUUAGUUCAGUGGAACUAAACUUAAGAGACAGCAAUUGCUCAAAGCACCUGCCUCGCAAAGACUUCUCACUGAGCUGCAUUGGGAGGUCUGUAAUUGGACAGCCACAGAACGUCUGGGCGGGGUUAGAAGAGGAGGGCUUGCAAAGGCUGCUGACAAGAGAUC
Messenger RNA from Pelobates fuscus (common spadefoot toad), 3749 nucleotides. It is a transcript of the gene NOD1, whose product is annotated as nucleotide binding oligomerization domain containing 1. Gene Ontology annotation, biological process: regulation of apoptotic process. The transcript has 12 exons. Lineage: Eukaryota; Metazoa; Chordata; Amphibia; Anura; Pelobatidae. The record is from RefSeq and is a predicted model, not a curated record. Bases 299 to 3118 code for a protein of 939 amino acids. Gene Ontology annotation, molecular function: protein binding.